Acanthosepion pharaonis is the source of this 1737-nucleotide messenger RNA. The record is from the annotation of a GenBank genome assembly. NCBI's taxonomy places the organism in Eukaryota, Metazoa, Mollusca, Cephalopoda, Sepiida, Sepiidae.
AUGUUAAUAAACAAAAACACAAUUAUUUAUGGAGAAAAAGUCGUUUUGGUCCCGUACGAAGCUAAUCAUGUACCCAAAUACCAUUCCUGGAUGCAGUCGGAAGAGUUACUUAAGCUGACAGGCUCUGAAAGAUUGCAACUCGAAGAGGAAUAUGCGAACCAAAUAAGUUGGCGAGUUGAUGAAAACAAAUGCACUUUUAUUAUUCUUGAUAAAAAUCUGUAUAUCACCAGUGAUCAUAAUGAAAUCGAUUCAAUGAUUGGCGAUGUAAAUCUCUUUUUAAAUGGUGACAAUGAAUAUACAGCUGAAAUAGAAAUUAUGAUUGCAGAAGCUGAUGCCCGAGGAAAAGGUUUUGGAAAAGAAUCAGUUCUUAUGAUGUUGAGAUUUGGGAUAGAAAAUCUUCUACUCAAAGAAUUCACUGCAAAAAUUGGAAUUUCAAAUAGCAGCAGUUUGGGAUUAUUCAGUAAACUUGGUUUUGAAGAGGUUUCCAGAAGUGAUGUAUUCCAAGAGAUUACUUUAACGAUCUUCGUUCCGGGGAAGUUUAUUCGUCAUUUUCCGUCUGUUUCCGUCAGUCAGUUUUAUAGUGUCACAAUGGCGGAUCAAAGCAAGUUAUUUCUUCUGAAAUUGUUGGAAAUACCAGAAAAUAAAGUCUGUGCCGACUGUGAAAGCAAAGAUCCAGAUUGGGCAUCAUGUACUUUAGGUGUGUUUUUAUGCCAGGAUUGUGCUGGUAUCCACCGUAGCCUUACAACAGGUAUUAGCCGCGUCAAAUCGAUUCAUCUUGAUAAAUGGGAGUCUGAACAAUUACAGGUGAUGAAACAAGUAGGUAAUGCUAUAGCAAAACAGAAGUAUGAAGAAUAUGUACCCCCUUUUUACCAAAAGCCAAAAGAAACAGAUCCAAGGGUAUUAAAGAUGGAGUGGAUUUAUGCGAAAUACAAGAGAUUAGAUUUCCAAGAUCCUAAUAAACAGAAUGAAUAUAUCAAAGAUCUAAAAGAAGGGGUGUUAAUGAAAAGAGGCAAAGAAAAUCAAAAGUAUAAACCCCGAAGAUUUGUAUUAUCGAGGCAUGAGAACACGUUGACUUACUACAACAAGGACAGUGCUUCAAAACCAAAAGCUGAAAUUAGUCUUGAUAGUUUGAAUGCUGUGUUUGUACCUGUGAAAACUGAACAGCAGAAUGGCCUUCAGAUUACCUACAGUGAUGAAGGCUCAACCCGAUGUUUGUAUGUCUACCAUCAUGAUUCUAAGGAAAUUGUUGACUGGUUUUUAUCAAUUCGGGCUUUGAAAUUGGAGUGGCGGAAAAUUGCUUUUCCUGACAAACAUGUCUCUGAUUUAUGUGAAGAUCUAACCAAGAACUUUAUCAAAGAAGGUUGGCUUAGUAAGAAAGGUCCCAGAGAUGAGCCUUUCCGGAAACGCUGGUUUACCCUGGACCGCAGAAAGCUUAUGUAUUUUGAAGGCCCACUUAAUGCUUAUGCCAAAGGAGAGAUCUUUAUUGGAUUCAAAGAUAAUAAUUAUUCUGUAUCAGAAGGAAACAUUGAUGGACGUACAGCUCCUGGCUUUGGUUUUACACUAAAAACCCCUGAGCGAAAUUUUUAUCUGAGUGCAGAUUCCAAACAAGAAAUGGAAGAAUGGAUUAUCGAGUUGACAAAAAUCAUUAUUACUCCACUGACCACUCAAGAUAACAAAAUUUGUGCAUCUAUGGUGAACAAACGUCCACAUACUAUUUAUCACAUCAUGAAGAGAUGA